UACUGACCAGUUGAAUGGAAGGAACGUGGAAUCGAGCUGUAUUGUCACUCACGUUGUUUCUAUGCACGGUGAACGAUAUUUUUUUGUAAAUAUAUGACAAUAGCAGAUAGAAAUUGCAAAGUGAGAUACUCAGACAAAAUUAAAAAAAAAAAAACGAAAACAAAUAUGUGUAACGAAGGUAGCGGAACUUUUGUAACCAUCGAAUUCGGGGGUGGGGCGGAACUACUUUUCGACAAGAAAAAAAAACACGAGGUGAACUUACCUGGAAGCGAAUGGACCAUACAAAAGUUACUUUUUUGGCUAAAAGAUAACCUCUUGAAAGAACGACCGGAACUUUUCAUACAAGGAGAUACCGUGCGACCAGGAAUUUUGGUUCUCGUGAAUGACACUGAUUGGGAAUUGCUCGGCGAGGGCAAUUAUAAAAUAUGCUCCGGUGACACGAUACUGUUCAUAUCCACCUUACACGGAGGGUAA
Messenger RNA from Habropoda laboriosa, 474 nucleotides. RefSeq names its product ubiquitin-related modifier 1 (gene Urm1). Gene Ontology annotation, molecular function: protein tag activity. The record is from RefSeq and is a predicted model, not a curated record. Gene Ontology annotation, cellular component: nucleus; cytoplasm. NCBI's taxonomy places the organism in Eukaryota, Metazoa, Arthropoda, Insecta, Hymenoptera, Apidae. Bases 94 to 474 code for a protein of 126 amino acids. Gene Ontology annotation, biological process: protein urmylation; tRNA thio-modification. The transcript has 5 exons.